Molecule: messenger RNA, 4581 nt
Organism: Auanema sp. JU1783
Lineage: Eukaryota; Metazoa; Nematoda; Chromadorea; Rhabditida; Rhabditidae
Source: the annotation of a GenBank genome assembly
AUGAGUGACUCAGACAGUGAUGGAGAUUUUUUUAUGGACACUCCAAAAGCUAAGGCUAAGAAAAGUCCGAAGAAAACACCAAAAAAGUCUGAGAAAGGCGAUAUUUCUAUGUCUAUGACUGAAGAGGAUAGAAAUGUUUUUACUAAUAUCGAUAAAACUAAUAAGAAAAUGUCUAUCGAAGAUAUUUAUCAGAAAAAGUCGCAGCUCGAACACAUUCUUCUCCGCCCCGAUACUUACAUCGGUUCUGUGGAAUAUUCUGAUAAGACGCCAAUGUGGAUUUAUGACCACAAGGAAGAAAAGCUGGUGCAGCGUGAAAUUUCCUUUGUUCCUGGAUUGUACAAAAUCUUUGAUGAAAUACUUGUAAAUGCUGCUGAUAACAAACAGCGGGACCCUAAAAUGAACUUGAUCAAAGUCGAAAUAGAUCCAGAGAGAAAUUUCGUCUCUAUAAUGAAUAAUGGUAAAGGUAUCCCAGUUGUUCUCCACAAAGUGGAAAAAAUGUUUGUGCCCGAAAUGAUUUUCGGAACUCUUCUAACAUCUUCAAACUACGACGAUAGUCAAAAAAAGGUAACUGGUGGUCGUAACGGUUAUGGUGCCAAGUUGUGUAAUAUUUUUUCUACUGAAUUUACUCUGGAAACAUCAUCAAAAGAAUAUGGAAAGAAUUUUAAGCAGACAUGGGUAAACAACAUGACGAAGGAUUCCGAUGCUGUCAUUUCAAAAUCGUCAGGAGAUGACUUCACGAAGAUUUCUUUCAAACCAGAUCUGAAAAAGUUCAAAAUGAAUAAGCUGGAUGAUGACAUUGUGGGCUUGAUGAUGAGAAGAGCUUAUGAUAUUGCUGGUAGUACGACCGGUGUUAAAGUUUUUUUGAAUGGCAAGCAAAUCCCUGUACAAGGGUUCAAACAGUAUGUUGAACAAUAUACUAAGGAUAUGACUGGACCUACGGGAGAUCCGAUAAAAGUAGUCUUCGAAAACGUCAACAAAAGAUGGGAUGUUGCUUUGGCAGUGUCUGAGCGAGGAUUUCAACAAGUCUCUUUUGUUAACAGUAUCGCCACUACAAAAGGUGGUCGUCACGUCGACUAUGUUGCUGAUCAGAUGGUUGCAAAGCUUAUCGACACCAUCAAGAAAAAAGUUGGAAAGAGUACUGUAAAUGUGAAACCCUUCCAGGUUAAAAAUCAUAUGUGGGUAUUCGUCAACUGUCUGAUUGAAAACCCCACUUUCGAUUCGCAAACGAAGGAAACGAUGACUCUUCAGUCAAAAUCAUUCGGAUCCAAAUGCGAGUUAUCCGAUAAGUUUUCUAAACAAGCGAUUGGCUGUGGAGUUGUUGAUGCUGUUCUGGCAUGGGUGCGUUUCAAGCAGCAAGAAGAUAUGAACAAAAAAUGCUCAGGAAAAAAAACAACAAAACUGAAAGGCAUACCGAAGUUAGAAGAUGCUAAUGACGCUGGAACCAAAAAUUCCCAUCUUUGCACUCUCAUCCUCACUGAGGGAGAUUCUGCUAAAACUCUUGCCGUAUCUGGCCUUGGUGUCGUUGGAAGAGAUCGCUAUGGAGUAUUCCCAUUGCGUGGUAAACUUCUUAAUGUGCGAGAAGGAAAUUUGAAGCAGGUUGCCGAGAACGUUGAAAUUAACGCUCUUAUUAAAAUUAUCGGUCUCCAAUACAAGAAAAAAUAUGAAACGGAAGAUGAUUUCAAGAGUCUUCGGUACGGGAAAGUUAUGGUCAUGGCAGAUCAGGAUCAAGAUGGUUCCCACAUCAAAGGUCUUGUGAUUAAUUUCAUUCAUCAUAACUGGCCGAGUUUAAUUCAAAGAAAUUUCGUAGAAGAGUUCAUCACUCCUAUCGUGAAGGCCACGAAAGGUAAAGAAGAGAUUUCUUUCUUCUCCAUCCCUGAGUAUAAUGAAUGGCGUAAUGCCACAGACAACUGGAAAACUUACAGAAUCAAGUACUACAAGGGAUUGGGUACAUCAACUUCGAAAGAAGCUAAAGAAUAUUUCUCUGACAUGGGCAGACAUCGAAUCAAGUUCAAGUAUGGAGGACCCGAUGAUGAUAAAGCUGUUGACAUGGCUUUCUCGAAAAAAAAGAUCGAGGAGAGGAAGGAAUGGCUGACGAAAUGGAUGGCUGAAAAGAAAGAGAGACGUACACAAGGUUUAGAAGAGGAGUAUCUCUAUGAUAAAGAUACAAGAGCGGUUACAUUCAAAGAUUUCAUCAACAAGGAGCUUGUUCUCUUCUCCAAUACUGAUAAUGAAAGAUCUAUUCCCAGUCUCGUCGACGGUUUCAAGCCGGGACAGCGUAAAGUUGUUUUUGCUUGUUUUAAAAGAGCAGACAAGCGAGAAGUGAAAGUUGCUCAAUUGGCCGGAUCAGUUGGUGAACUUUCUGCAUACCAUCAUGGUGAAAUGUCUCUAAUGGGUACAAUCAUCAAUUUAGCACAGGAUUUUGUUGGUUCAAAUAAUAUUAAUCUCCUGUUACCCAUUGGGCAGUUUGGAACAAGACUUCAAGGUGGUAAAGAUAGUGCUAGUCCUCGUUAUAUUUUCACUCAGCUGAGUCCCGUUGCGCGUGCUAUGUUCCCAGUGUCAGACGAUCAUGUACUCAGAUUUCUCUUCGAAGAUAAUCAACGAAUUGAGCCAGAGUGGUACUGUCCAAUUAUUCCAACAAUUCUGGUCAACGGGGCGACAGGUAUUGGAACAGCUUGGUCUACCAACAUUCCUAACUACAAUCCGAGAGAUAUUGUCGCAAACAUUCGAAGAAUUAUCAAGGGGGAGAGUCUCAAGCCUAUUAAACCUUGGUAUAAAAACUUCCGGGGCCACAUAGAUACGAUCGACCCUACAAGAUUUGUAUGUUAUGGAGAGGUUUCAGUUCUGGGAGAUGAUACUAUUGAAAUCACUGAGCUCCCCAUUAAAACCUGGACUCAGACAUAUAAAGAAACAGUCCUGGAGCCUAUGCUUGAAGGAGGUGAUGGCAAAGGGGAAAAAUCUGAAAGAAAGCCUGCUAUGAUCGUAGACUUCAAAGAAUAUCAUACGGAUACCACUGUCCGAUUUGUCGUGAAAUUGCCUCCUGGAAAGUUAAGACAAUACGAGUCUGAGGGUCUUCAUAAAGUUUUCAAGCUCCAGUCUGUGUUAAACACAACAUCCAUGGUUCUAUUCGACUCCGCUGGCUGCCUGAGACGUUUCUCAUCUCCCGAAGAAAUUUGUAACGAGUUCUUUGGAGUACGUAAGCAGAAAUAUAUUGAGAGAAAGCGUUUCUUAGAAGGCAUGCUCAGUGCCCAAAGCAACAGAUUAUCGAACCAGGCUCGAUUCAUUCUUGCAAAAAUUAAAGGCGAAAUCAUUAUGGAAAAUAAGAAAAAAGCUGCGAUCGUUGAGCAAUUAGUCAAGCAUAAUUUCGAUCCUGAUCCAGUCAAAAAAUGGAAGGAGUUACAGAAAAAGAGGGAGCUAGAAGAAACGGGAGAAGUAGAUAUUGAAGACGAGGAAGAGGAGGAGGAUGGUGUGACAGAUGCUCAGAAAAAAUUGGAUACGAAACUUUCGGACUUUGAUUACCUUGUUGGAAUGGCUCUCAUAAAACUCUCCGAAGAAGAGAAAGAUAAACUCUUGAAGGAGAGUAAAGAAAAGCUGGAUGAGUUAAAGAAGCUGGAAGCCAAAACAUGGUCUAACUUAUGGGAAGACGAUUUGGAAAAUUUCCUGGAGGAGCUUAAGAAGCAGGAAGCAAAAGAGCGCGCAGAUCAAGAAACCAGCAUCAAACAAGCUACGAAAAAACUACAAGGGGAAAAACCAAAAGCAAGGAAAGGUGCAGUAGUCGCGGAAGUGUUACCUUCAAAAGAUGGAGUUAAAGUUGAACCUCAAAUGGACAGAGCUCUGAAAGAGAAGUACGAAAAAUUAGCUGCUCCUAAAAAAGUGAAGAAAGAAGCAAAAAAAGAGGGUGGCGAUAUCAAGAAGUUCAUGAACAUCAGUACUGAUAAACUAGAGCAAGAAGAUGAUUCCACCACUGAAACAAGCCAGGACGACGACGACGCUCCCAAAAAGCUAUCAGACUCGUCUAAGGAAAAUGAUGACGAAAUCAUGGUCAUUGAUUCGAAGAAAGCGAAAAAUGAGCCCAAAGCUGCCCCUCCUAAAAGAGCCAGGAAGAAAGUAAUCAUCGACGAGGAAGACGAUGUUGAUAAGGAUGAAGAUGAUGACUCCUUCGCACUGCCGAAGAGCUCAAAAAAAGCUGAUGAUUCCAUGUUCGAUUUACCAUCUGAUGAAGAGGAUUAUGUACCCAAAAAGAAAGCAGCACCCAAGAGGGCACUGGCUAAACCUAAGGAAGCAGCUAAACCUAAGGAAACUGCUAAACCUAAGGAAACUGCUAAACCUAAGGAAGCUGCCAAAUCUAAGGAAGCUGCCAAAUCUAAGGAACCUUCUAAAAUGACGGACUUUUUCGGAAAAAGUAGUAAAGCAAAGAAAGAUGAUUCAGGUUCUGAAGACUCGGAUACGGCUAAAAUUGUCAAUAGAGUAAAAUCAUCACGUGCCAGAACUGCUAAGUAUAAUUAUGACGAGUCUGACGAUGAAGAAGAAGAUCCCAUUCCAAAAAAGAAAUCCAGAGUCAUCGAUAGCGAUGAGGACUACUAA